Condylostylus longicornis is the source of this 2238-nucleotide messenger RNA. RefSeq names its product probable chitinase 2 (gene Cht2). Gene Ontology annotation, cellular component: extracellular region. The transcript is spliced from 5 exons. The record is from RefSeq and is a predicted model, not a curated record. Gene Ontology annotation, molecular function: chitin binding; chitinase activity. Lineage: Eukaryota; Metazoa; Arthropoda; Insecta; Diptera; Dolichopodidae. The coding region runs from base 289 to 1767 and encodes 492 amino acids. Gene Ontology annotation, biological process: chitin catabolic process; carbohydrate metabolic process.
ACCGCAGACUCGAAUGGUCUAAAAAGCAAAGGUGUAUCGCUAGUGUUUCGCGUUAUUUAAUUUUUUAUAUGAAACUUGCCGCUGUAUACUUAAGAGGGAAAAACAGCAAAGUAAAAGAAGAACAAAAAAAGAAAUAAAAACAAUCGAAAUAGUUUCAUAAAAUUGUUGCUUCGCGUAAGCAAUAGCGGUUAGUAAUAAAAAUUUAAAAAGAUACAUUAAUAUAGUGAAGAAAACAAACACAUAAUUUUAGUUUUUGUAUACAGGUACAUACAUAUUUAGGCUUUGAAAAUGGAAAUCACAAGAAUUAUGUCGAAUACAAUAACAAUACGAUGGGCUAUAAUUUUAAUUACAACUAUUAUUGGUCUUCUUGCAUUGGUAAAUGCCAAAACAGGGCCAACACAUGAUAAAGUUGUUGUUUGUUAUAUAGCAACAUGGGCAGUUUAUAGACCUGGUAAAGGAUCAUAUGCAAUAGAAAAUUUCGAUCCAAAUUUAUGUACACACGUUGUAUAUGCAUUUGCUGGCUUAGACAUUACAAAAGAUGCCAUCAAAUCCUUAGAUCCUUGGCAAGAUCUGAAAGAUAAUUAUGGAAAAGGUGGUUUUGAAAGAAUUAAUAAAUUAAAAAAAAUUCAUCCACAUUUAAAAGUUACAUUGGCAAUCGGUGGUUGGAAUGAAGGUUCUAAAAAUUAUUCAAUGUUAGCAUCAGAUCCAGCAAGACGUCAACGUUUUGUUAAGCAAGUAUCAGAAUACAUAAGGCAAUAUAAUUUUGAUGGAUUAGAUUUAGAUUGGGAAUAUCCGACACAGAGACAAGGUGAACCUGAAGAUAGGGAAAAUUUUGUUGCGCUGGUCAAAGAAUUACGUUCUGAAUUUAAUAAACAUAAUUUAAUAUUAACAUCAGCUAUUGGUGCAUCAAAAACUGUUAUUGAUCAAGCUUAUGAUGUUCGUACCUUAUCAAAAUUAUUAGAUUUUAUGCAUAUUAUGUGUUAUGAUUAUGGUGGUAGUUGGGAUAGAAAAGUUGGAGCAAAUGCACCAUUAGCCGGUGAUGGACCACUAAAUGUUAUGUUUACUAUCGAAUAUUUAAUUAAAUUGGGUGCAUCGCCAUCAAAAAUUGUUAUGGGAUUACCAUUCUAUGGGAGAACAUUUAAAACACAAUUCGAUGGAUAUUAUGGUGAUGCUGCCGAUGAUGUUGGUUUUCAAGGACCUUAUACAAAAGAAAAUGGAUUUUUAGGUUAUAAUGAAAUUUGUUCAAUGCUAUCAAAUAAAACUUCUGGAUGGAAAAGAGAAUGGGAUGCACCUACAGCACAAUCUAUUGCACGUUUCAAAGAUGAAGAAAUGGAUAAUACAUUGGUUGUUACAUACGAUAGUACACGUUCAAUUGCUAAUAAAAUGAAAUUUGCAAUGAAAAAAGAAUUAGCUGGUGCUAUGAUAUGGUCAAUUGAUACUGAUGAUUUUUUGGGUGAAUGUGAUAUUGAAGAUGAUACAUAUAGUGAUUAUGGUGAUAUGCCUGGUGUUAAAUUAAACUAUCCAAAAAGAAUAAAUACCAAUUAUCCAUUAUUAAGGACAGUUAAUGAAGGUAUUGUAUUAGCAUUAGAUGAAAUUGAACAAGAGAAUGAAAUACGUAAUAGAGAAAAAGAGAAUGAAAUACCUCAUGGUGAAAAUACACAGGAUUCAGAACAAAAUAAUGGAAUUAAAUCAUUUAAUAGCUUUAAGGUUUAUUUAAUUGGUAUAUCACUUAGUUUUUUUGUCACAUUCUAUUUAAGAGCAUCUUAGAAGCAAAAACACUUCAUGAUAUUAAGUUAAAUGUACCUACAAUGUAUAUGUAUAGAUGUAAAAAGAGAAUAAUUUUUAGUUUUCAUUAUGUUUACUUAUCUUUUAUAUGUAAUAAAUACAAAUAUAUAAUCUAUAUGUAUUUAGUUUUACAAUUGUGUAAUUAAAGAAGAAAAAACUGUAAUUUUAAGGAUGCAUCAUCAAUUUGUUUGAUAUAAGAAGAACAGAAAACCCAAACAACAGAGAACAAAAAUUAUUUUUAAAAUUAAGAAUGCUGUGAGAAUAGAAAGUUUUUUUUUUUUGUAUGACAAAAAUUAAAAAUUUAAACAAGAAAUUGUAAUUUCAAUAAUACGAUUUUGGUUUAAGUAAAAAGUAAUAGACAAUAAGUUUGAGAUUUAAGAAAAAUAUUUAAUUUUCCUUUUACUUUUAAUUUAGAAGUUUUCAAAUUAAUAAAUUUUUAUAUUUUUGUCUAAG